AUGUAUCUCGAAGGAAGAGCUAUUUCUUCUGACCCGCCUCCAGUCGAAGCCUUUUACUGUGUAUUCGUCUUCGCUUCCGGUAGGAUGAGUUUCGGGUUUUUCCUUCUCUUUUCGGCUCUCUUUUUGGCUGCAACAUGUGGAAAAAGUAUGUUCAUUCGAUUUUUUAAUACUUUCUCGGGUUUGCAGUCAUUCCAAAUCAUUUGUUCACGAAACUGGAAGGCGAAGCUUGCGGUUGGACGCGCUGGUGCGCGGGAGAUUUAGUAUGCGCCAAAGGGGUAGAUGUUUUGAACAUUCAUCAUUCAUUAAAAUCAAAAAUUGCCUAAUUAAUUAAUAGAAAAAAAAAGUUGCACUGAAUAUGCUCUCAGAAACUUGUUGGUUCCUGGGAGUUUUGAAUUUUUUACUCAUACAUUCUUUCAGGAACCUCUUGAAAGAUACUUCAAAUUGUAAUUUUUUUAUCGAAUUUUUCUCUGUACAGAUUUACCUGCAUUUAUCAAGCAGAUGUCUCAUUUUUUUCAAGCUUUCAGGAGCUCCAUGAAGACGGAUCGGAUCACACCUGUGUGAUGCCCUACUCUCUUGUCGUCGGUAAUUUCCAGAUUCAAAUUUCUAUAUUUUUUUUCUUUGCAGUCGGACCGAAAAAGCCGUACUCCCAACUUUUCGGAGGUCCCUGUUCCUGUGAUCUAUUUUGCACGAAGGACCUCGUCUGCAAGCAAACAAAGGUGAUUUUCACUUUUUAUAUAACUUCAUUUGAAGUUCUAGAGUACAAAGCGGUUUCAUUGCUCCCAUUAAAGUAUCAAACACAAGUCUUCUAGUAAAUGUCGUAAGAUCUAAGAUAGUUUUAGCACGUAAUAUUGUACGAUUUUUGGCUAUCAAAUUGGAAGGUUUCAUUCUUUGUAGCCGAAUUAGGACAGUUUAAAAAAUGAUAGAAAUAUUCAAAAUUUCCAGAAAUGGGGGAAGAGGUGCAUGCCCGAAGAACCACAACCGAACCUCGUUUGCCCGGCGAACCCUCUGAAAGUCGAAAAAACGUGA
Caenorhabditis auriculariae is the source of this 1026-nucleotide messenger RNA. The record is from the annotation of a GenBank genome assembly. Lineage: Eukaryota; Metazoa; Nematoda; Chromadorea; Rhabditida; Rhabditidae.